Gasterosteus aculeatus aculeatus (three-spined stickleback) is the source of this 2354-nucleotide messenger RNA. The record is from RefSeq and is a predicted model, not a curated record. Lineage: Eukaryota; Metazoa; Chordata; Actinopteri; Perciformes; Gasterosteidae.
CCGGGAGCGGCUUCCGCCUACGUCACGGACACCAGCCAAUCAGAGCACAGAUAUUUUUCCGGUGCAGAUUUCAAACCGUCGAGUCGUCAACCAACUGGGGGACCCGUCAACCGAAGCCGGAUUAUUUUUGAUAAAAUACCGCUUUAGCUCUAACGAAGUUUGUUUUAAAUAAUACAUUUGAGGUGGAAACAUGAGAGUGAGUGAAGUACACGCAGCAGAGUGCGGCGCCUACCUCAACCGAGCCCAGGUCAGGUUGCAGGAGAUUUGGGAUGAAAUCGGGAUUCCAGAGGAACAGCGCGUACAGAGAACCAAUGAUGUUCACAAACACAUUAAAGGCCUGCUGGACCUCAUGAUUACAGAAGAAGAGCAGCUCAAGAAGAGAUUACUGAAAAACAUAGAGUUAUGUGUUAAGGAACUUCAUAAUUUGUGCAGUGAGCUUCAGCUGCCCUCCUUUGAGGAGGAAGAUGGCUGCACCAUGUUGCAGAUGGAGAAGAACAGCCGCACGCGACUAGAGGUGAUGAAGGGGCACAAGAAGCAAAGAAUGGAAGAGCUUAAGGGCCUUGUUAGCAAAGACCGCGAGCUGUGUGGCAUUCUGUCCACUACCCCAUUUUACAUCGACACGGACUGCACCCCAUCACUGAAGCAACUUGAGGCAUAUCAUGCUUACAUGGAUGAUCUUACCAAAGAGAAGGAACGUCGUCAUGAGGAAUUUGUUGCCGUCAAAAAGGAGAUCAUCGUAUUCAUGGAGGAUCUGGAGCGGAACCCCGAGACGAGCUUUGAGAUGGAUGUGAUCUAUGAGGAUGAGGAGGAAUUUUGCCUGUCAAUUGACAACAUGGCUGCUCUUAAACUAUUCCUCAGUCAGUUACAAGAACACAAGGCUGAGAAUGAGCGGUGUUGUUCAGCUCUCCGUUCUAAGAUCCAUGAGCUGUGGGAAAGACUUCUGAUUCCCCAAGAGGAGCGGGAAGCCUUCUCUGAGCAUAUGGUCAAGACAAAGAAGAGAAACGUGGAGGCACUCCAGGCUGAGGUCCAGCGUCUAGAGGUGCUGAAGAUGCAGAGCAUGAAGACCGUCAUUGAGGCUAUCCGAGCUGAGAUUGCUCUUUUCUGGGAGAAGUGCUUUUACAGUGAAGAGCAGCGGCAAUCGUUUGUUCCAUACUAUGAUGAUGAUUUCACUGAAGAGCUACUCAACCUGCAUGAGGCAGAGAUCGGGACCCUGAAGAUGUGUUACGAGGGCCACAGGACCCUCCUUGAUGGAGUCACCAAAUGGCAGGAGAACUGGACCUUGUACAUGGAACUUGAUAAAAGAGCAAAUGACCCCUCCAGGUUCACCAACAGAGGUGGGAACCUUCUGAAAGAAGAGAAGCAGAGAGCCGACCUGCAGAAAAGUUUGCCUAAGCUGGAAAAGAGUCUUAAAGCCCAAAUUGAUGCUUGGGUGGAGGAGCAUGGCAAAGAAUUCCUCGUCAAUGGACAGAAAUUUUUAGAGUACGUGCAGCAGCAGUGGGAUUACCACCAUGCUGAAAAGGAGAAGGAGAAACAGGAGAGUGUUUCAAAUGGGAAGAAAACGCAAACAUGUGUUAUCCACGGAGGUCAAGUUGUAUGGAACUCUUGCAAUGAGCAACUCCAUACCAAAAGGCGGGUAGCAGGGACCCCCACACCUGGGAAAUGUACGCAGAGGCUCAAUGUUACCUCCACAAUCUCCACCCCCAACAGCCUCCUUGGUUCAGGCCUCAGUGGAACUCUGUGCCAGUCGUCCCUCCAGAAACCAGCUCCGUCUGCCAGCAAGGGUUUUGGCUUCCGAACACCUGGACAAGGGAAAACUCCCCGUGCACUAGACCGAAACAAGGAAAACAUCUCUAACCUCAGAAGCGCUCCAAGCGGCACACUGAGGUCUCAGGAUACGCACGAUAACACCUUCACCAUGGUUGCUUCCUCCUAUUCAGAGUUUACGAGAGACCUCUCGAAGGCUUCCAAUGUGAAGUCUGCCGUGCUGAACUCCACUGUCAGUCAUCAGUGACGAGGUCAAACCAUCCGGCUCGGCUGGAAACUUCACAACCCAUAUAAAUGUUUCUGCACACGUAAACACUUUAGUGUCUAUCAGUUAUGUGUUUAUUCCAGGGGGAGUCCUGCUGUUUUCUCUGCCGUAUGUGCUGUUUGUGGCAAGUUAUUGCUUUUUGUACCGAGUCGGUCAGUUUCCUUUUUAGGGCAGCAGCUUUUUAAAACACAUCUUUUAAGCAUAUUUAGGGAAAUCCUUUUGGUUUUAGUGUUGUAGGACCCAGCUUUUUUGUAUUCCUCCAAUUUGCUCUUCAGAGUACUUAUUUGUUUUUUAAAUCAAGCUGUAAAUAAACGUUUAAAAUACC